Messenger RNA from Fusarium falciforme, 1149 nucleotides. Its product is annotated as Zn(2)-C6 fungal-type domain-containing protein. Bases 1 to 1149 code for a protein of 382 amino acids. Gene Ontology annotation, cellular component: nucleus. The transcript has a single exon. The record is from RefSeq and is a predicted model, not a curated record. Gene Ontology annotation, molecular function: DNA-binding transcription factor activity; transcription cis-regulatory region binding. Gene Ontology annotation, biological process: positive regulation of transcription by RNA polymerase II. Lineage: Eukaryota; Fungi; Ascomycota; Sordariomycetes; Hypocreales; Nectriaceae.
AUGCCGGCCAAGCAGCCCCAUGGCGACACUCCGACAUCUGAGCUUCCCCAAGCCUUGUGGGAUGAGUUAAGCCGCUAUUACAUGGACCACAUCGCUCGGCUCAUGGUGUGGAUUGAUACAGACAAGAAUUUGUAUCGACACUACAUUAUCCCGAUGGCCUCCGAAUCGCCAGUCCUUCGAUUGGCCAUUUCUGCAGUCGCUGGCCUGCACUGGAAUGCCACCGGGCUCUCUCAGAAAAUCUCUCUUCCAGAGUCGAUACGCGAUGAGGCCAUAAUGGGCAUCACUGCAUCCGUCAAGGGUAUCCUUGAGCAAACUGCUCAGCUGACCCUCAAGGAUGCUCAAUGGAUGCUCGCAUCCAUGCUGGUGCUUUCUUGCUGCGAAAUGAUCAAAGCUGGAGCUGAGGCAGCCGACUGGCAUCGCAGAGCUGCACGAAGAUUGGUUGGCGUCAUCAAUACCAUGGAGUGGUGCAAAGACAGACUGAUAUCCUUUCUCGUCAACCAGCUUGCAAUCUACGACAUUCUAUCUUGUACCACCUCAUUCGACCUGUCCAAUGUCCAGGAAGCGAUACUUCCAGUAACCUCAAAGGAAAGCCCUCUGUUCUCGAAAAUUUUGCUUCUCAUCCACAGCAUCACGUUGGAUCAUCGACGGUAUCGCCAGAACAAGGCUGCCAGUAAGGUUCUGCUUACUUUAAGGAUGGAUAUUGAACUCGCCCGAGGCGAGACGCUUAUGGUGACCGGUACUUUAGGCAUUCAAGACCCGUCUGAACGGCGAGACUUCGUCCGGCUUGUCGAUCUGUACUGCAAAGCGACGUAUCUUUAUGCGCAUCGAGUCCUGAACCAACACGGCAUCACCCCUGAACGCCAUAUCCUGGAAGACAUGUUUUCUGUCCUAGAUGCGACGGAAGAACCCGAGCGAAUAUGCCACAACCUUGUCUGGCCUUUAUUCAUCAUGGGAACAGAAUGCCACGGUGAUGCAGAGAGACAGGGAUAUAUCACCGAGCAGUUCGAAGCUAUUCAUAGAGUGACCGGGUUCAACCAUUAUCAAGAACUGGUGGAGUUUCUCCUAUCGGUCUGGGCAGGGGAAAGCUCUGACUGGCAAACCAAAGCAAGUGAGCGAGAGUCGAUGGCUUUGCGCAUCCUGGCUGUCUGA